GUUGUGUUGUCUCUCAAAGACAUCCUUUUCCGUCAAUAAUAUCACACAAACUGUUGGAUCGCUUAGUAAGCCUUAACCCAACGCUUUAAAAACCUCUUUAACUCUUGAUUUGUCCUUAAACUCUAACUGAAUCCUUGUAUCACUUCCAAAGAUGGUCAGGGAGGACAAGUCCACGUGGAAAGCCAACUAUUUCCUUAAGUUGACGCAACUUCUCGAUGAGUAUCCGAAAUGUUUUAUCGUCGGUGUCGACAAUGUCGGCUCCAAACAGAUGCAACAGAUCCGCCACUCGUUGCGCGAAGACGCUGUCCUAUUGAUGGGCAAGAAUACGAUGAUCCGAAAGGCCAUCAGAGGUCAUCUGGAGAACAAUCCGUCGCUCGAGAAGUUGUUGCCACACAUUAAGUCGAACGUUGGCUUUGUCUUCACUAACUUGGAGUUAGUCGAUGUCAGGGAUAAGAUUCUCGACAACAAAGUUAGUGCUCCGGCCCGAGCCGGUGCUAUCGCUCCGAUCGAUGUGUUCAUACCGGCACAGAAUACCGGUUUGGGACCCGAAAAGACAUCCUUUUUCCAGGCGCUGUCGAUUCCCACUAAGAUCUCGAAGGGAACCAUUGAGAUCAUCAACGAAAUCCAUUUGAUCAAAAAGGAUGAGAAAGUUGGCGCCUCCGAGGCUACACUGUUGAACAUGUUGAACAUCUCGCCGUUUACUUACGGUCUAAUCAUACGCCAAGUGUACGAUUCGGGUACCGUUUUCGAUCCGGCUAUUCUCGAUAUUACACCCGAAGAUUUGCGCUCAAAGUUUUUGGCCGGUGUACGCAAUGUGGCCGCUGUUUCACUGUCGAUCGGCUAUCCGACAAUGGCUUCGGCUCCUCAUUCGAUUGUCAACGGUUUGAAGAACUUGAUUGCCGUUGCAGUGGAAACCGAUAUCAACUUUGCGGCUGCCGAUCGGGCCAAAGAGUACUUGAAAGAUCCGUCAAAGUUUGCAGUGGCCGCCGCUCCGGCAGCUGCCGCCGCGGCUAAAGGUGGCUCACCCAAGAAGGAGGAGAAAAAGGAAGAGUCCGAAGAGGAAGAAGACGACGACAUGGGUUUCGGUCUUUUUGAUUAAAAAAUCUUUUGAUUAUGACUUGAAAUCUAUUGAAUUGAAUUAAUAUUUGUUGUAAAUUUUUUUUUACAAUAAAAUAAUGAGAAACAAAA
Oppia nitens is the source of this 1188-nucleotide messenger RNA. RefSeq names its product 60S acidic ribosomal protein P0-like (gene RpLP0). Gene Ontology annotation, molecular function: large ribosomal subunit rRNA binding; structural constituent of ribosome. The coding region runs from base 152 to 1099 and encodes 315 amino acids. Gene Ontology annotation, biological process: ribosomal large subunit assembly; ribosome biogenesis; cytoplasmic translation. NCBI's taxonomy places the organism in Eukaryota, Metazoa, Arthropoda, Arachnida, Sarcoptiformes, Oppiidae. Gene Ontology annotation, cellular component: cytosolic large ribosomal subunit. The transcript has 3 exons. The record is from RefSeq and is a predicted model, not a curated record.